Arctia plantaginis is the source of this 1026-nucleotide messenger RNA. Lineage: Eukaryota; Metazoa; Arthropoda; Insecta; Lepidoptera; Erebidae. The record is from the annotation of a GenBank genome assembly.
AUGUCAGAAGAGCAGAAAUCACGUUGUGCGAUGCCGAUGAAAAAACGAGACGAGCAAGAAAUACUGACUGUACCCUCACGUGAACGAAAUUCUCUUGAGGCUAUGGUUGUAGAAGAAUCCACUGCUGGUCCGAGAGAUCAAGAAGAAGGGGAAGAUGUUGAUGACUGGGUCCUCAGUUAUGAAGGAUUUAAAGCUAAGAAGGCAGAGGAAAACCAAAAGAAAAUGCAACUUUACAAGCGCCAGUAUUCCAGAUCGAAUAGUGAGGUCAUGACUCUUUCGAAAGAAGCCAUCACUGUUCCUGUAAAUACGGUUAAUCAAAGUAGUGUUCAAAACGAAUCUGUACCGAAUUUUGUAAACAAUAGGUACUUACUAAUCCGAGAUAUGCUUAAAGAGGCAUAUUAUAAAAGAGCGUCGGAUAGCUUAGUCAAAAGGAUUUUGCAAGCAUUAACAGCAGUCCACGAUGAUCGAAGAAUGCCGUUGCAGCCUGUAGAGAACAUGGAAACUAAAGAACAGCAACAAGGUUCAUCAGGACAGUUGAAUCAAUUUUUGGAUGAGGCCAAGCAGAAUGACAAUAAUAUCAAUGGGAAUAGAGAAAAUAAAACAGACGAUGCAGUUCUUGUAAGAACUUCUUGUGCGAAGAGGGUGCCGAACAUUGAGGCAGUGGAACAAGAAUGGGUUCCAAUUGGAAGCGGAUUGACGCUUAUACACCCCAACAAAUACAAAAAAAUUAACUGGAAGUCGUAUACUAUUGCAACACGGACAUUGUUAGUGGCUGUAUUUUCCAGAAGGGUUCUAGCGACGCACUCCCUGACCGGUAAACCUUCCCCUGCGUUUCCUGGGAAGCCAGCUAAGAUGAGUUUGGACUCAAAAAAAGUUUCAGAUGUGAUCGCGGAAAUUGUGAACAGAUUUAAAGUUCGCGAAAAUUUAGUAAGGAGCAUCAUUACAACUAAAUGUGCAGACGAAUGUAAAAUGUGGAAAACCCGUUGUAAGGAGAACGCUGCCAAAAACAGGACAGAAACCGAAUAA